Molecule: messenger RNA, 2524 nt
Organism: Andrographis paniculata
Lineage: Eukaryota; Viridiplantae; Streptophyta; Magnoliopsida; Lamiales; Acanthaceae
Product: probable metal-nicotianamine transporter YSL7
Exons: 6
Coding region: 243-2336 (697 amino acids)
Cellular component (GO): membrane
Molecular function (GO): oligopeptide transmembrane transporter activity
Source: RefSeq, a predicted model, not a curated record
AUUACUUUAAAUCAUGCUUACUCCGUGUGUGGAACAGCUGACUGAUGAUUUGAAUGCAUGUGCAAGUUGCUCUAUCUUUCCACACUCUUGACUCAGAAAUGUGGUGCACAUAAUUUCAUUUAGAUUAAUCAGUGGAGGGAUAUGACAUCUCGGCCGGGUUUUCUUUAUAUACAUACAUACAUGAAAAUGCAGGUUGGGAUUGGGAUUGUCUGAGUUGCAUUAGAACUCUUCAUUUUUGGGAGAUGGAGAAUGAGAGGGUCAAACAUGUGGAGGGAGGAAAUGGAUUGGGAUUGGAUGAUGAAAGGGAAGAAAUGAUGAUGAAGAAAGAAGAAGGGCUGUCUAUAGAGAGGAUGUUUGAGAACCAGACAGUGCCGUCGUGGAGGAAACAGCUGACAUUCAGAGCCUUCGCCGUCAGCUUCGUGCUGUCGGUGGCCUUCUGUUUCAUUGUCAUGAAGCUCAAUCUCACCACCGGCAUCAUACCAUCACUCAAUGUCUCGGCUGGCCUGCUUGGAUUCCUUUUUGUCAAGAUUUGGACUGAGGGGCUCGCCAAAUCCGGCAUGCUCAGGCAGCCCUUCACCCGUCAAGAAAACACUGUCAUCCAGACCUGCGUCGUCGCCUCCUCCGGCAUUGCCUUCAGCGGAGGUUUUGGGAGUUAUCUGUUUGGGAUGAGCCAACGGAUAGUUGAACAAUCAGAACACAAAAAAGAUGGCUUGGACUACAUGAACCCGAGGCUGGGUUGGAUGAUUGGCUUUCUCUUUGUUGUUAGCUUCCUCGGCCUAUUCUCUGUGGUUCCUCUCCGGAAGAUCAUGAUCAUAGACUUCAAGUUAACUUAUCCCAGUGGAACAGCAACCGCUCAUCUUAUCAACAGCUUCCAUACUCCGGAGGGGGCCAAACUAGCCAAGAAGCAGGUCAGAUCACUGGGCAAGUUUUUCUCCUUCAGCUUCUUAUGGGGCUUCUUUCAAUGGUUCUUCACUGCUGGCGAAGACUGUGGUUUCGCAAGCUUCCCGACUUUUGGAUUGAAAGCAUAUAAAUACAAGUUUUUCUUUGAUUUCUCAGCAACAUAUGUUGGAGUGGGAAUGAUUUGCCCUCAUAUCAUAAAUAUAUCUCUACUGGUGGGAGGAAUACUUUCUUGGGCUAUUAUGUGGCCACUCAUUGAAACCAAAAAAGGAGAUUGGUAUCCUUCUGAUUUACCUUCCAGCAACUUACAUGGUCUUCAAGGUUACAAGGUAUUUAUCGCCAUCGCUUUGAUACUUGGUGAUGGCUUGUACAACUUCUUCAAGGUGCUGAGCCAGACGAUAGCUGGUUUGUUUACCAAGCUUCAAGAAAGAAACAGAAAUCAACAAAUCCCAGUUACAGAGAAUUCUUCUUCCCCUUCCAGCAAGUCUCAGAGUUAUGAUGACCAGCGCCGCACACAGCUCUUUCUCAAGGAUCAAAUACCGGCGUGGUUUGCGAUUUCAGGAUAUGUCGCCAUUGCUGCAGUCUCUACUGCAGUACUUCCCCACCUCUUCCACCAACUAAAAUGGUACUACAUAAUCGUCAUCUACAUUUUCGCGCCAGCAUUAGCCUUCUGCAAUGCCUUUGGGUGUGGGCUCACAGAUUGGUCGCUAGCAUCAACAUAUGGAAAGCUUGCCAUCUUCACAAUAGGAGCGUGGGCCGGCGCCUCUAAUGGAGGAAUUCUUGGAGGGUUAGCAGCAUGCGGUGUGAUGAUGAACAUCGUUUCCACGGCCUCUGACCUCAUGCAGGACUUCAAGACAGGCUACUUAACCUUGGCCUCUCCCCGCUCCAUGUUUGUGAGCCAAGUGAUAGGCACGGCAAUGGGAUGUGUGAUUUCCCCGUGCGUGUUCUGGAUAUUCUACAAUGCCUUUCCAGACCUCGGUCUACCCUCGAGCGAAUAUCCAGCUCCUUAUGCCACCGUGUACUACAACAUAGCUAAGUUGGGGGUCGAAGGCUUUUCUGCGCUGCCAAAUAACUGCCUCAACUUAUGCUACGGCUUCUUUGCAGCAGCCAUUUUCAUCAACCUGAUCAGGGAUGGCGUGGGAAAGAAAAGGGCCAGGUUUAUCCCACUCCCAAUGGCGAUGGCAAUUCCUUUUUAUCUGGGAUCCUACUUUGCCAUUGACAUGUGUUUUGGAAGUCUCAUUCUGUUCAUAUGGCAGAAGAUAAACAGGGCCAAGGCCGACGCCUUUGGACCAGCCGUAGCCUCGGGUUUGAUAUGUGGAGAUGGGAUAUGGACGCUGCCGAGUUCUGUACUGGCCCUGGCAGGGGUGAAGCCACCCAUCUGCAUGAAGUUCAUCUCCAGAGGAACUAACAACAGGAUCGAUCAAUUUUUAGGAUCCUAAAGUGUUGAAACAGAUCAAUGUAAUUGUGCCUUUACAGCCAAUACCAUGUUUUUGUUUUGUUCUUCUGUAGGGGUUGUGUAAAGUAAACAAGUUAUAUUAUGCACACAGAUGCUAGUUGAAUAUAAUCAAGAAAAGUGUGUUUGUAUUGCAGGAAAUGGAACAUUAAAUCGACCAAAGAGAAUUUGUCA